AUGGCAAAGAAAGCCCACUAUGCAACAUGUGAAAAAGCGACAAAACCUGAAGAAGAACUCCUACUAGUGGCAUAUGAGGAGGUAACCCAAUCUGCUCAUAUGGAAUACUGGUUUCUGGACUCAGGCUAUAGCAACCAUAUGGCCAGAAAUAAACUCUGGUUCACAAAAGUUAAGGAAGAGGACUUUAGUAGAACAGUCAAACUCGGGAACAACACUACAAUGAUUAUCGCUGCAGAAGAAAGCAUCCGUGUUCACAUUGAUGGCACUUUUCACACUAUUUUAGAUGUUUAUUAUCUUCCUGAGCUUAAGACUAAUCUCUUAAGCCUAGGACAACUCCAAGAGAAAGGGUUAGCUAUCUUAAUUCAAAAUGAUACAUGUAAAAUUUUUCAUCCCGAGCGAGGUCUGAUUCUUAACACGGACACGAAGGGUAAUAAAAUGUUCCAUUUGUCAGCCUCAAUGCCUCCUCAACACUUUAGGUAUCUCCAAGCUGAGGACAAAUCAGAAAAGGAAAUGCAUUUGUGGCAUAAAUUCUUUGGGCAUCUUCAUUUUCACGGAUUAAGCACUCUUGCAAAUAAGCAAAUGAUGAUUGGGUUACCACCAAUAAAACCUCCUCGAACAAUUUUCACUGCUUAUCUUAUUGGCAAACAACAUAGAGAUCCUAUACCAAAGCAAAUUUCAUGGAGAGCUUCGACAAAGCUUCAGUUGAUUUGCGCCGACAUCUACGGUCAUAUUUCACCAGCUUCACAUAGCAACAAACGGUACACUCGAAGCUUUAUUGAUGAUUACUUACGUAAAGCUUGUAUUUAUUUUUUACAUGAAAACUAUGAGACCUUCGCUAAUUUCAAAAGUUUGAAAGUUUAUGUUGAGAGGGAAGCAAGAGUCUACAUCACCUGUCUCAGAACAAACCGAUGUGGUGAAUUCACAUCCAAAGAAUUUACAUAA
Vigna angularis (adzuki bean) is the source of this 942-nucleotide messenger RNA. RefSeq lists its product as uncharacterized. Bases 1 to 942 code for a protein of 313 amino acids. Lineage: Eukaryota; Viridiplantae; Streptophyta; Magnoliopsida; Fabales; Fabaceae. The record is from RefSeq and is a predicted model, not a curated record. The transcript has a single exon.